Messenger RNA from Aspergillus ruber CBS 135680, 1470 nucleotides. RefSeq lists its product as uncharacterized. The transcript has a single exon. The record is from RefSeq and is a predicted model, not a curated record. NCBI's taxonomy places the organism in Eukaryota, Fungi, Ascomycota, Eurotiomycetes, Eurotiales, Aspergillaceae. Bases 1 to 1470 code for a protein of 489 amino acids.
AUGGCCGUCUCUACGGUUCGACGAGUACUGGGCUCGAUUUCCAAGUCCCAGCGCUUUGAUCUCAUCCGGACAAUGCUACAGACACUAUUUUGCUUACUGCGUAUCGUUAUCUCAUUCUUGCUGUUGCCACUGGAUAACGCCGUCCUUCUCGGGACGUACUUUGGUCAUUACCUCACCCUGCUUCGAUUAGCCGUGCACCGUCGUCGACAGGCGAUUCCUCGCGAGACUGAAUUCCGUCGGAAAACCGUUCUCAUCGCCGGUGUUAAUUCGUUACAUGGAUUGGCUGUUGCUCGGCGCUGGUAUUAUGAGGGGCAUCGGGUGAUCGGGGCGGAUAUGAUGGAUUCGCCGGUUCGGUCGGGAGAAAGCAUGUCCAAAUCGCUAUCUGCGUUUUACAAUGUUGACAAGACACAGUAUGUCUCGCAGUUGGUUGAUAUUGUGCAUAAAGAAAAGGUGGAUGUGUGGAUCCCCUGUUUGGAGCAGGUGGAUACCAUGGAUGACGCGGUUGCGAAGAAUGUCAUCGAGAGUCGGACUGAAUGUCGCUGUGUCCAGCUGGAUCCGGAACUGGCGAGUCGGCUUGGUUCGCCGGAGUCGUUGAGACAGUACCUCGUCGAGAGGGACUUGCCUGUUGUUGAGAACCAUCAGGUGCAGUCACGGGAUUCGGUUCAUAAGAUUCUGCAUCGGUCGCCUAGUAAGGCGUAUCUGAUGCGGAAGGCGCGUGGUCAGGAUAGCAGGCCUGUUAUGCUGCCGCAGAGGACGCUUAGCAUGACAUAUCACGAGGUCAGCGAGAUCCAGAUUAACAAGGACAAUCCGUGGAUACUGCAGCAGCAGACUCGGCUGGGAGAGUUUAUUGCGGAAAUCCUCGUCGUCCGUGGACAGGUCAAGGCUAUCAAGGUCCGGCCUGGAGAUCUACAGUCUGCAUGGGGCGCUUCUCGACUGGAUCAGGGAUUGGCUAUAUCCAUUCAUCGACUUAUGGAUCGGUUUGCGAUGAAGGGCGGAUCUCGUCUGACCGGACACCUUGCUGUUCACCUAAUGGUGGACGAGGAGUUCGAUGCAAACUCCGUCCGACAUGUCCUGCACAUCGCGCACUGCACGCAGGGUGCCGCUUCUGUCAAGACACUACUCCAGGGCCCAUCAUCCGACAUAGUCUCUGGCUAUCUAUCCGUCCUCACAUCGCAAGCCACCGAAGCCUCCGGACAACUAAGCGAAACCCCAUUCGACGAUGUCAAAUCUACCAUCGCAGCCACAGACAGAGCAAAGGAGUCCAGCGCAAACACUCUGAAGAAGAUCCUAUCCCCAACCUUCCUCAUCCGACAAGCAAAAGAAGCUGCCUGGGAGAUCUGCCAUGUACCUUUCUGGAAAGACCCGCGCUUCUCCUACUCCGAUCCGUUUCCGUGGUGGUGGCAUACACAUGUCUACACGCCGCUUCGAGAAAUUGGGGUGGCUUUGUAUCGAACGCCGUUGAAGGAUUGA